Aspergillus pseudotamarii is the source of this 803-nucleotide messenger RNA. RefSeq names its product Dabb family protein. The transcript is spliced from 2 exons. The record is from RefSeq and is a predicted model, not a curated record. Lineage: Eukaryota; Fungi; Ascomycota; Eurotiomycetes; Eurotiales; Aspergillaceae. The coding region runs from base 209 to 523 and encodes 104 amino acids.
GUUACGCCAACUAUAAAUCCCCCAUCCCCAUCGGAGGUAUAUAUAUAUAUAGUUGGUCAUACGUCCUUUUUAUCUUCCGUAGCUUAUAUCCAGAACAUCGCAACCCAUUUUAAACUUUCAUUCACCUGCCACUACCUCCAGCAUUAAGACCCCAGCUGCUAUAUAACAUAUCGCCAAUCCAGCAAUCAGACGAAGGAAGUAUUCAAAAAUGGCUCCCAUCGAACGCAUCACUCUCUUCAACAUCCCCAAUGAAGAAGACCGCAACCGAGUUCUAGAGCAAUACAAGAUUCUAGCAAAGACAGCGACCAAGGACGGCAAACCGUAUAUUGUUGCUGCUGCUGCGGGUCACUCUUUCCCGGAUCCCCGCAACAAGGGGUACACGCUAUCCGUCAAGACGACGUUCGCUUCGUUGGAGGAUAUGAAGUACUACGAUACCGAGUGUGAAGCGCACAAGGCUCUGAAGGCUGUGGCCGGACCGGUUAAGGAGGAUGUUUUGACUACGUACUAUGAGAAUGUUCUGUAAACGAAUAUAGAUUUUUCUUUUCGCUUUUCUUUGGUUCGAGGCUGGAUGGGGCUAAAUCUGCAAGCCCAUAGCCUUGAUUGACAUGUGUUCAUGACAUAUACUGCAUACAUUGGGAUCUCUUAUUCUGGUGAUCAAGAAAAUAUCCGCUACACUAAGUCAGACACUGAAAGCAUCAGAGGGAUCAAACAGGACGAGACCGGGUGUGGUCUGGAAAUGACCAAGUCACUCAUAACAUGAAAAUCGCUUCAUAAGAUGCCUGCUCAUAAAAUAUCUCGGUACG